Triplophysa rosa is the source of this 1874-nucleotide messenger RNA. RefSeq names its product phosphorylase kinase, gamma 1a (muscle) (gene phkg1a). The transcript has 10 exons. Bases 194 to 1378 code for a protein of 394 amino acids. Gene Ontology annotation, cellular component: phosphorylase kinase complex. NCBI's taxonomy places the organism in Eukaryota, Metazoa, Chordata, Actinopteri, Cypriniformes, Nemacheilidae. Gene Ontology annotation, molecular function: ATP binding; calmodulin binding; phosphorylase kinase activity. Gene Ontology annotation, biological process: glycogen biosynthetic process; protein phosphorylation. The record is from RefSeq and is a predicted model, not a curated record.
UAACGCGAUAUGUUCCUGCACAGCCUUAAUGUUGCUUUUUAUUUUUGGAUCUUGACAUUCAGAGUUGCCCUUUCGCUGUGAAGGCAGCAGAGCUGUGCAUUUCUGUAACAUGGAUUGACCCUCGAAGGACUAACGUUAGCAGGACAACAGUAAUGGAUUGAUAUUGGUUAUUUUAACAGGCGAGUCCGUAAUUAUGACCAAAGAAGAUGAAAUUCCAGAAUGGGUUGGAGCUCAGGACUUCUAUGAGAAAUAUGAUCCAAAGGAGAUCCUCGGAAGGGGGGUAAGCAGUGUGGUUCGUCGUUGUAUCCAUAAGCGCAGUGCCCAGGAAUACGCUGUCAAGGUCAUAGACAUCACUCCCUCAGAUAAGAUGAGCCCAGAAGAGAUCGAGGAGAUCCGAAAUGCCACGAUUAAGGAAAUAGAUAUCCUCAAGAAAGUCUAUGGGCAGGAAAACAUUAUUCAGCUGAAAGAUUGCUAUGAAACUAAAGCUUUCUUCUUCUUGGUGUUUGAUUUGAUGAGGAAAGGAGAGCUUUUUGAUUACCUAACCGAGAAGGUCACACUCAGUGAAAAAGAGACGAGGAAGAUUGUGCGGUCCUUGUUGGAGGUGGUUCAGUUCCUUCACUCUCAAAACAUUGUCCACAGGGAUCUUAAGCCGGAGAACAUUCUUUUGGAUGACAAUAUGAACAUUAAACUCACCGAUUUUGGCUUUGCUGUGCAGAUUGCCCCAGGACAAAAACUUAAUGAGGUAUGUGGAACACCAGGUUAUCUAGCUCCAGAGAUUAUCGAGUGCUCUAUGGAUCCUCACCACCAAGGUUACGGAACCGCAGUAGAUCUCUGGAGUGCUGGGGUGAUCAUGUACACCCUCCUUGCGGGUUCACCUCCCUUUUGGCACAGAAAGCAGAUGCUAAUGCUACGUAUGAUCCUGGCCGGUAACUAUCAGCUCACCUCUCCGGAGUGGGACGACCGUUCAGACACUGUCAAAGACUUGAUUUCCAGGAUGCUGGUGGUAAAUCCUGAGUUGCGGUACACUGCAACAGAUGCCUUAAACCACCCUUUCUUCCAACAGUAUGUGGUCGCAGAGGUGCGGCACUUUAGCCCAUACAGGAAGUUCAAGGUCAUCUGCAUUACAGUUCUGGCUACAAUGCGCAUUUAUUGCAAUUAUCGACGUGCCAAGCCAGUUACCAAGGAAGUGAUCAAGAGUGACCCCUAUGCACUAAAACCUAUUCGCAAGCUCAUCGAUGCAUGUGCUUUCAAGAUCUAUGGCCACUGGGUCAAGAAGGGCCAGACACAGAACAGAGCUGCUCUCUUUGAGAAUAGCCCAAAAGCUAUCUUGCUUUCUCUAGCAGCAGAAACGGAUGAUUCAUCUCUCCGAAUGAUGUAAUGAAUGUAAAACACAUUACUGAAACUAAGAUACAGCGGAUGACACCUAUUGAACGCACGCAUCUGGCCCGAAGUUAACUUACGUUCUGUGUUUGGUAGCUAGUAAUAUAACAAUAUAUUUUAUAUUAAAUGUAUAUUUAUAUUAAUAUUUCAUUGUAUAUGAAUUGUAUUAAAUUAAAUUAAAUUAAAUUAAAACUAUGUUGUUGCCACUGAAACCAUCUGUACUGGACAGCAUGUUCAUGUAAAAAACACACUUUAAAUGUGUGGGGGUAUGACAAACACCUCAUAUCUCUGCUUUUGAACAUGAAUAAACAUGAACACGAAUGCACUUUUUGAUUUGCUUGCAAAGCAAAUAUUAUUUUGCUCUAAAGAGUUGCAUUAUUGGCUUACGAUGUUUAAAUGUAGUUACUUUGUAUUUUAAAAUGGAAAUGUUUUAUGUGUUACACCUGGAUACUUGAAGUUCCUCCUCUAUGCUAAUAAAAGUCAUCUUUUGAUUA